Pipistrellus kuhlii (Kuhl's pipistrelle) is the source of this 2322-nucleotide messenger RNA. It is a transcript of the gene IL25, whose product is annotated as interleukin 25. NCBI's taxonomy places the organism in Eukaryota, Metazoa, Chordata, Mammalia, Chiroptera, Vespertilionidae. Gene Ontology annotation, cellular component: extracellular region. The transcript is spliced from 3 exons. The record is from RefSeq and is a predicted model, not a curated record. The coding region runs from base 1452 to 1946 and encodes 164 amino acids. Gene Ontology annotation, molecular function: cytokine activity.
UUUUAGUAAUUAGUUUAUGUGUACCAUGAGAUGAAAAAGGCUGAAAACCGCUGCCCUAAAGCAUUUGAAGAAUUCCUUCUCACUCUAUAGUUAACAUUAUUUCUGGUUCUCUUUGUUUACUUCCGGUGUCCUUGGUUACCAGAAGAGUACUUUCUAAGGGAAAGCACAUGCAAAUCAGGAAACAUCAUGCUAGAGAACAUAUCAAUACAUGGUGUGUAGGCGUGUGUGUAUGGGGGUGCCAUGGAGGAUGUUUGAGAGGGGUCAAUGGGCAAGGAUGAAGAGAAAAGGCAUGGAGAGAAGUGGGCAUGGCCUGCUCAGUGCCCCUCAGGCUGGAUGGUCCCUGGCUGACCUGUGUCUUUGGGAUCAGGCCCAGCUUGAGCCAUUAAAAAAAAAAAGUUAUUUAUUUAUUUAUUUUUUAGCUUGAGCCAUUGUGAAGCACCCGAUCCCUCCUCUCCCCAGCCCCUGCCCCAGCUGACAGUGGCCCAUGCAACUGAGGGCUCUAAGGCUGGGCCAUGGCCUAAGAACAGCAGCUAUCCCUGCAACGACCUUGUUCCAAUGGCCUUGUGAGUGGGGGUGGGGGCCGUCUGGUGCCUGGGACUGGGACGUCCUGUUGGGUCUCAGUUGAGGGAGUUAUAAGGCCCCUCCUCUUCUUGGCUUUACCUUCUCAUUUGUGCAAUGGGAACAGUCACCCACAGCUUCUUCCAUCAGACCCUGUGCAUCCAGCCAACAAACUGAUGGGAUGGGGGCUUUUUGAUAAUCCUAUGGGAAUCAGGGGAAGGGUUGGGGUGGGGGCAAUGGGGUAUGUGCAUCCCCCGGAGCAGGUAAUGGAUGAUGGGGAGAAGUCAUCGAUGAUGGGGGUUGUAGAAGUUGGGUUUGUUGAAGAUGAGGGAGGGGCCAGAGAACAGAAGGGUUGAUGGUCACAGGAGAUAGAGUGGAAAUUUCACUAAGGUGGCUGAUCACGGGGACUUCUGAGAAGAAAGGGAAUGAUGGAGAUGAGACCUGAAUGGGAGCAGCAGAGACCGUGGCAAUGAGGCCACUUGAAGAGAGGCCAGAUAAUGUUCCCUAAUUCUGGCUACCAAUCCAACGAGGAAAAUUCCCAUAAUGCCAGUUUUGAAAGUCUCAGAAUUGCAGCAUACUAUUGCUUUGACCUCACACAAAGAAUAAAAUUUACCCAAUAGGUUUCCAGGCUUACAGCGCUGUUCAUCACAACUUCCAUGAGUAGAAUAUUUCAAGCAGUUCUGGAAACACUGUCUGGUUUUCUUUGGUUUUGUUUUGUUUUUUAAUCUCAGGUUACUCCCUCCAAAAGGUAGUGGAAAUAAAUUUGAAUAAACAAAACAGGUUUGCUGAAAAUAAAACCAGGACUCUCCACUGCUCCAGCCAGCCUGCUUCCACAGGGCCCCGCCUGUCAGCCUGUAAGCACUGCGCCCAGCGAGCAGCAUCUGGCAGUCGGCAUGAACCAGGUGGUUGCCUUCUUAGCAAUACUCAUGGGAACCCACACCCUCAGUCUUCGGCUUCAGAAGGACUGCAUUCACUGGCCCAGAUGCUUUCCCUACAAAGAACAGGACUCCACUGGAGAGCUGAACACUGUGCUCACACCUCCUCCAGAGAUUGAUAGCCACCACCCGGCAUCCUGCAGGGCCAGCGCAGAUGGACCCCUCAACAGCAGGUCCAUCUCUCCCUGGCGAUACGUGUUGGACAGGGACAUGGACCGUCUCCCUCAGGACCUGUAUCACGCCCGUUGCCUGUGUCCACACUGCGUCAGCCUACGGACAGGCUCCCACAUGGACCCCCUGGGCAACUCGGAGCUCCUCUACCACAACCAGACCGUCUUCUACCGCCGGCGGUGCCCUGGGGAGCAGGGUGCCCACGAUGGCUACUGCCUGGAGCGCAGGCUCUACCGCGUCUCCUUUGCGUGCGUGUGUGUGCGGCCCCGUGUGAUGGCCUAGUCACGCUGCCCGUGCCUGGCCUCCGGUUGGAACACUGGAGCUGGGUGUACAAGCACGUGCCACGGUGAGCCAGGGCGCCCCGUGCUCAGCCCCUCCGAAGCAUCAUCUGGAGCAGUAGGAUCGUGGGACGGGAUAGGGACCUGAGAGGAAAACACACUUUGCACUUUUUGGAGUGGAUGGGAAGUGCAGGUGAAGCGAAGGGGGCGGCAGCUGCUGUGGCUGCUGCAACUGGCAUCCUGAUUUCCUCCCACCAAGCUCUGCGGGUUCCAGGAGGCCACCGCCCGUCUCUUCCUUUCCCCCACCCCCAGCUGCCCUCGUGAAGCACAGGCACUUUCUUGAUAUUUUCCCUCCUGCCAACAAAGAACCCCUCAUUUCA